This is a messenger RNA of Neltuma alba, 698 nucleotides long. Its product is annotated as STS14 protein. The record is from RefSeq and is a predicted model, not a curated record. The transcript has a single exon. NCBI's taxonomy places the organism in Eukaryota, Viridiplantae, Streptophyta, Magnoliopsida, Fabales, Fabaceae. Bases 10 to 600 code for a protein of 196 amino acids.
UUUGAUGUCAUGAAUCUUGGUGCAGGGCUUACGCCUAGCUUGUUGACAACAGAUCGGGCCCGGAAAUCAAUGAAAACGAAAAUGGUCCAUCUCCGUCCCUUGUUUGCAGUGGCUUUUCUCGCCAUCUUGCAAGUGUCGCCGUCAGCCACCACGACGGCCGAGGUGGAGCUACCGGAUGCGGCCAAGCAGUUCUUAGACGCUCACAACCAGGCAAGAGCUGCGGUGGGGGUUGCCCCUCUUCAAUGGAGCCAGAAGCUGGCGAAUGCCACCAGCCUGCUCGUUCGCUCCCAAAGAAACAGAAUGGGAUGCCAAUUCGCCAACAUAAAACCAGGAACUUACGGUGCCAACCAGCUGUGGUCGGGUGGGGAGACGGUGACGCCGCGAGCGGCGGUGGAGGAGUGGGUGAAAGAGAAGAAUUAUUACAACCACGCCAACAACUCUUGCGUGGCCAAUCACAGCUGCGGGGUUUACACUCAAGUGGUUUGGAGGAAGUCAUUGGAGCUAGGCUGUGCUCAAGCCUCUUGUGUGAAGGAGAAGGCCAGCUUAACCAUUUGUUUCUAUAACCCUCCCGGCAACGUCGUCGGCGAGAGCCCCUACUAGUUACCACCCCAAAGUCCCUUACUUAUCCCACUCUGUUUGCAUGCAUCUUUGUUCCUUUGCCUCUCAAAUCAAUAAAUAAAUCAUCACUUGCUUAGAUA